This is a messenger RNA of Triticum urartu, 2422 nucleotides long. RefSeq lists its product as uncharacterized. NCBI's taxonomy places the organism in Eukaryota, Viridiplantae, Streptophyta, Magnoliopsida, Poales, Poaceae. Gene Ontology annotation, molecular function: 5'-3' DNA exonuclease activity; 5'-3' RNA exonuclease activity. The record is from RefSeq and is a predicted model, not a curated record.
CGCCGCAGGGGCCGAGACGACCGGCACACGACACGAGCGCGCGGCGGCCCCUCCUCCCGAGAGCGCGCCUCAGCAGACACUUCUUCCCUGUCCUGUCGCUGAUGGGCGACCGCUCGUCUUAAAAGCCCCUGGCGACGCCUUUCCCACGCCCUACCCCUUUUUACUGCGCUGCGCACGCCCACAGCCUGCAGCUAGCUUGCGACGGGACACAUGACGACGACGCGCCCCGCCGCUACGACCGAGGAAGAGGAAGAGGAGGAGGCGGUGGUGGCCGCCUCUGCAGCGGCCAAUACCGCGCCACCGGACGCAGACGAUCGGGAGCAGCAGAAGAAGGUUCGGGCGAGGAAGAAGAAGAAGCGUCGGAGGGCGCCGAGCGAGGAGGAGCUGGCCGCGCUGAGGUCCGUGCUCCGCUGGGCCCGCCGCGGCGAGGCGGGCGACGACGAUGCGGCGGACUGUGGUGGGCACCUGUUGCCGGCGGGGAGGCGGCGGCCGCGCGUGGCGGUGGAGCUGCAUGCGCACUCGACGCGCAGCGACGGCUCGCUCUCGCCCGCGGCGCUCGUGGAGCGCGCGCACCGCAACGGGGUGAAAGUGUUCGCGCUGACUGAUCAUGACACCAUGGCGGGUGUCGCGGAGGCGAUGGAGACUGCAAAGGAAUUUUCCAUCAGGAUCAUCCCUGCUGUUGAGAUAAGUGCAGUUUAUUCGCCUAGUAAUGGAUCAGGAGCCAAUGAACCUGUUCAUGUUCUUGCAUACUACGGUAGUUGGGGCCCUGCUAAAUCUCAGGAACUGGAGAAGGUUCUAUCUAGCAUCAGGGAGGGCCGCUAUACACGUGCCAAGGAGAUGCUAUCGAAACUUAGGAACCUUGGCAUGCCAUUGAACUUCGAAGAUGUAUCUAAUAUAGCAGGGAGUGGGGUGGCUCCAGGGCGGGUGCACGUUGCGCGUGCCAUGGUUGAAGCUGGAUAUGUUGAUAAUCUUAGGCAAGCUUUCAGCAGGUACUUGUACGAUGGAGGGCCUGCUUAUGCUACUGGUAGUGAGCCAGCUGGGGAAUCUGUUGUGCAGCUAAUAUGUAGAACUGGGGGCAUAGCUGUUUUGGCUCAUCCGUGGGCAUUGAAAAAUCCUGUUCCUGUGAUAAAGGAUUUGAAGGCUGCUGGUCUGCAUGCUAUUGAGGUCUAUCGAAGCGAUGGGAAACUAUCUGGAUUGAGUGAUCUGGCUGAUACUUAUGAGCUUCUGAAGCUCGGUGGAUCAGAUUACCAUGGACGAGAUGACAAGGAAGAACCUGAUAUAGGAAGUGUUGAUCUUCCGGUCUUGGCAUUUUUUAGAUUUCUUGAGGCAGCUCAACCAAUUUGGUGCAAUGCUAUCAAGGAAAUUUUUGCAAACGCCACUGAAAGAACUGGCUUGAAUGGCCCAAAAGGAUGUCAUCAGACUAACUCUGUAGAUGAUUUAUGUAAUACGUGCCUUUCUUCUCCAGAACUGGGGGAAACAGAUGAUUCUGAGGCUGAGGUCCUCAGGACGGAAUUUGCGGACAUUAUCCUCAGCAACAGAAGCUGCAAGACGCUUAUUGAACAGCGAGCGGAAAUCACCUCUCUUCUCCACUGACACAGUCGGGUUUGUGCAGUUUUAGACAUUGACUGAGACUCUGACAGGACAUGAUCUGGGCUGCACUUUAAUCUAUAUAAAUUGUCCAGUGGGCAUGUGAUGAUGUUUUAUAUGAUCGAUUGAAUGGAGUGCAGAAGUAAUAUGGUAAGAUCCGUAAAUUAACCAUCAACCUUUCGGUAAAUUUCUUGUAUCCUUUUGCUUAAUCAGUUACAUUUUUAUGAAAAUGGUGAAAGCAAAUUCCUUUUUUUGGUCCUUGUCCUCUUCAAUGAUGUUGGACCUAAGGGUGGGAAUGGGCCAAAUAUGGAGCAGAUAAUAACUAAAUCUUAUCUCUAUCCAUUUAAAUUUUCAAAACUGACAAGUGGUAAAUACAAGAACAAAGAUACUACAGCAGUUCCAGCCCCUGUAAGGUUUGUAACGUUUUGCGUAUACUCCUUUUUGAAAAUAGUGGGUGUUGGAUACAAUGAGAAAAAUAAUUGAAACCUGUAUUUUGUUUUGAGGCAGUUUUUUUCUUUGCGUGUGCCCCUACCAAGCUGCAUAUAAACUCCUCUUCCCAUCUAGAAAGUAAUUAAGCAGAUCAUGCAUGUUUAUGUCUGUGUGCAUCGCUUGAUGAAGAGGCCGGGGGUAAUCCUCCUUUUCGGAAAAAAAGAUCAUGCAUGUUUGUUCCUUAUUAGAGCAAAUGUGGAAACUCCUUUUUACCCUUGUUUUGUAGGAAUGAGUUAACUCUGCUUAAAGACUAUAAUAUAUAUUUACUUACUGUGAUAAGGUUGUAUACGAAAUCAUGUAAAUCAUACAUUUAUAUUGCAGCUUCUUGGACGAUUUGUUGAACUUA